AGAGGAUUCAUAUCCUGCAUCAAACGUUCAUUCCACCACAAAGUUUCGGAGGACUAUAUUAAGCAAUGCGUUUAUUGAGCCUUCUUGGCGUUUGUAUGAGUAUUGUUGCAAUCGAAGGAAAAUUCUUUUUGAGCAAUGUAUCAACGAAGUGGCACAAAGUGCAAUGUAAUCUGGUCGAACCAGAACUUAAUUUUAGCCGUUCCGAGCUGAAAGAAACCAUCGACGUCACUGCUAUUGAUCCUGAUGCAUGGAUAGGCUAUAUUUCGGCAAAGGUUCCGUUUUUGUUGUUAGGCUGUCUAGAAUUACCGAGUGGGGGAAUAGACGUAGAUACAUUUAGUCAGUGUUACAAUUUGUGCAAUGGAGGAAUUUGCGGGAUAAAGCAGAUUGAUAGGAAUCGUCAGAAAUGUCGUUGCGUAAGUGAUCUUGCGUCAGCAAUGCUUCAACAGUGCAAAGACACUUCAUGUCAUACUAGGUGUUACAAUGUUUACAUGCAAUAUGAAAUAACCAAACCUGUACAAACCAGCACUAUACAGAAUGGAGAUUGUCUGAUGUGCACAAACAAUACUGCAUUCUACUGGUCUAAAUGCGCAAACAGUGCGCCCAAAAAGAUGCAUCAACAGCAGCCAUGUCUAUUGGACUCGGAACAUCAAACUGGUCAAAUGGUAGAGUUUUCGAAACGAGUCAAGUUUCCAGCAACACCACGCAGUGAACUCGACACAUUACGAAAUGAACCGCCAGACCAAAUGCAUUGGACAGGCAUUAUCAGAAUGAGAACGUUAAUAAGAAAAUCGACCAUAGGAAAUUUUAGAUCGAUGGCAGGCCAGCGAUAUGCAUACGUGAAAGGUAACAAUAAAAAAGUCAAGUUUAGGAACACGGGCAAGAAAAAAGCUCUUUGUGUUAGAGAUCAUGAAACUACAAUGAUUGGUACAACAACAAACUCAACCCAAAGCACAAACGCAAAACAUUUAGAAGACAAGAGUUCGACCAACGUUCAUGAAACUACAACAAUUGGUACGACAACAAAAUCAACCCAAAGUACAAACGCAAAACAUUUAGAGGACCAGAGUUCGCCAAACGGUUAUUCGAUAAUUCAUGAAGCUACAACGAUUGGUACGACAACAAAAUCAACCCAAAGCACAUACGCAAAGCAUUUAGAAGACCAGAAUUCGACCAACGAUGGUCCAACUUCAUAUGUUAUAGUCGGUGUGUCAGUUGCAGUAUUGGUAGUUGGCGGUGCAGUUAUCAUCAUUUUACUUAAAAGAAGAGGAAACAUGAAGUGUUGGCAGAAAAAGAAUGUUUCACGGGGUGAAGGCAACUUAUUUCCUAAUGGACAGCCUGCUUUGGACACUGCUAGCGGUAUUGACAACUGCACCCCUUCUAGGGGGAAAUGCACACAAUCAGACCCAGAUAUUGUCAUUGAAAGAAAUGCAUCGUGUUCUCAAACUGGCGACACUAAUUACGAAUCUGUAGAGGAAACCGAAGAACCAUAUGCACGUGUUGAAAAUGAGAACGACAAUUGCACAACUAGAACCAUUGCAACUGCAAGAAAGUCAAAGACUAUUGACAAUGUUUAUGAUAAACUGAAUGACAGCCGGUCCUUGCUCAUUGGUCAUCAGGAUGGGAAAAUGCAUGUGCUUUUUCAAAAAACGGUUUGCGAGGUUGAUAACGAUUAUUACUUCGCAUCCGCUACACCGGCUACAAUUGCAAAUAGAUCACACGUAGACGAAGGAGACUAUAAUCACAUUAACCCUCCUACUGCUGUUACUCAGGACACAAAGACACAUAACAUGGGUGGAAAUACGGGUGAUUAUAACAUAAUAAAUGGUAAUGGGUUCAAGAUGGACACCAGUGAUACCGCUGAAUAUGGACAUCUGCAAACAGGUCGCACAUAACUAACAUUGUCGAUGGGGAGGUAGUUUACUGUAACAAGCAAACCAAUCUAGCUAGCUAGAUAGAUGGAGAGAUGGGUAUAUAUAUAUAUAUAUAUAUAUAUAUAUAUAUAUAUAUAUAUAUAUAUAUA
Dreissena polymorpha is the source of this 2020-nucleotide messenger RNA. RefSeq lists its product as uncharacterized. The coding region runs from base 66 to 1892 and encodes 608 amino acids. The transcript is spliced from 12 exons. NCBI's taxonomy places the organism in Eukaryota, Metazoa, Mollusca, Bivalvia, Myida, Dreissenidae. The record is from RefSeq and is a predicted model, not a curated record.